Molecule: messenger RNA, 903 nt
Organism: Schizosaccharomyces osmophilus
Lineage: Eukaryota; Fungi; Ascomycota; Schizosaccharomycetes; Schizosaccharomycetales; Schizosaccharomycetaceae
Gene: csn5
Product: COP9/signalosome complex protease subunit Csn5
Exons: 3
Coding region: 1-903 (300 amino acids)
Biological process (GO): protein deneddylation
Cellular component (GO): cytoplasm; COP9 signalosome
Molecular function (GO): metallopeptidase activity; deNEDDylase activity; protein binding
Source: RefSeq, a predicted model, not a curated record
AUGGACGACACUUCUUUUAUGGACAUUUAUCAAUUUGAUGAAGAAAAAGAAAGAAAAGUUUUGCGCGAAGCACCAUGGAAACACGAUCCAUUUUAUUUCAAAUCCGUACAUAUCGAUGCUGUUGCUCUUUUAAAAAUGCUGCGACAUGUGUCGCAAGGGAUGCCAUUAGAGGUUAUGGGCUAUGUGCAAGGCAAGGUAAAAGACAACAAGUUAAUCGUCUUAGACGCAUUUGCUCUUCCAGUUAAAGGGACGGAGACUCGUGUAAAUGCCCAUGAAGAAGCCGAUGAAUAUAGUGUUCAAUACCAAACAUUGUGUAAAUCUGUGCAUCGCUAUGAAAAUGUAAUCGGUUGGUACCAUUCUCAUCCAAAUUAUGGUUGCUGGCUUUCCGGUGUUGACGUUGAAACACAAAAGCAAAACCAGCGUUUUCAAGAUCCAUUUGUUGCUAUAGUCAUUGAUCCCAAACGUUCUUUGGAAUCACAUUACGUCGACAUUGGUGCUUUUCGCACUCAUCCAGAAAAUAUGAACAGAUAUAAAUAUUCUUCUAAAAGCAAAGACACGUUUCUCUACGAAAAUCUACCUUCCUCCAAAGUCGUCGACGCCGGUGCCCAUGCCGACGCCUAUUAUUCCUUACCCAUCACGUAUUUUCAUUCCCCUGCAGAAAAGAAGGUUACAGAAUUUCUAAAAACGAAAAAAUGGUCCGAAACCAUAUCCAGUCCGUCAAUCAUAGAGGACCCAAUGUUUUUCAAAAAAUCGGAAAAUUCGCUCUUAGAAUCGAUUGUACAGGCAACUGUAAAGCAUCCAGCAUCUACCGUUCAUGCUUCUGAGCAUACGAAACCAUAUUAUAGGGAAGCCACCUCAUUUUUGUCUCAGCUAGAGCUUCAAGAUCGAUUAUUCAAAAAAUGA